GGAGGGGGCCCCCGGAAGUGACGUGGGGGCCCCCCCGCUGGCAGGGGCGGGGGCAACCAUGGCCGAGCUGUAUGUCAAACCGGGGAACAAGGAGCGAGGCUGGAACGACCCCCCUCAGCUGUCCUACGGCCUGCAGACCCAAGGCGGGGGGCCCAAGCGGCCUGCCCUCACCAGGAGAGUGGCCGCCCCCCAGGACGGAGCCCCCACAGUCCCCGCCAACGAGCAGGGCCCUAGGACUUCACUGAGGGGGUCCCCCGCCCCUCCAGCCACGCCGCCGGGACCCCCGCCCUGCGAAGGCCCCUCCCCGCUGAGGACGGGCCCGACCGGCUCCCCGGCCUGUGAGAGCGAAGCGGCGUUGGAGGAUGUGCUGGAGCCCCUACAGCAGGUCCUGGCCGCCUGCCGGGCGCACACGCGGAAACAGGUCAGCGACGACAUCAGCCGGCGGUUGGAGCUGCUCCGGGAGCAGUGGGAGAGCGGGAAACUGUCGGCGCCCGUGAAGAAACGGAUGGUGCUGCUGGUUGAAGAGCUGCAGGCCGACCACUGGGACAAGGCGGACGACAUCCACCGCUCGCUGAUGGUGGACCACGUGGCCGAGGUCAGCCAGUGGAUGGUGGGCGUCAAGCGGCUGAUCGCCGAGAGGAGGAGCGUGGCCGUGGCCGCUGAGGAGAAGGAAGGGGGCGAGGUGGCCGUGGCCCCCGGCCGGUAACGGCCACCCGUGACCACGGACCGUCUCUCCCGCCCUGGGGCCUGACCGGACGGGCCCGAUCUGGUUCGGCCCUGGGGUGAAAUCGGGCCCGGACUGCACGAGGACACGGAUCGACUAGGAACCCGUAAUAAAAAUGUUUUCUUCCAUG
Molecule: messenger RNA, 854 nt
Organism: Tachyglossus aculeatus (Australian echidna)
Lineage: Eukaryota; Metazoa; Chordata; Mammalia; Monotremata; Tachyglossidae
Gene: SRA1
Product: steroid receptor RNA activator 1
Exons: 5
Coding region: 59-706 (215 amino acids)
Biological process (GO): regulation of transcription by RNA polymerase II
Cellular component (GO): nucleus
Source: RefSeq, a predicted model, not a curated record